Messenger RNA from Dracunculus medinensis (Guinea worm), 978 nucleotides. The record is from the annotation of a GenBank genome assembly. NCBI's taxonomy places the organism in Eukaryota, Metazoa, Nematoda, Chromadorea, Rhabditida, Dracunculidae.
AUGGUGAAUGUCGAUGAACUAAGGCAACUGUUGGAGUGUAUUCCACAGGAUACAGUCGGUUAUGCGUUUGCAUAUGGAUCGGGUGCAGUUAGUCAACUUGGUGAAAAAUCCGAUGUAAAAAUGGUUGACUUUAUUAUUGUAUCAAAUAAUUCGUUAAAAUUUCACGAAGAGAAUUUGCAACGAAAUCCUUGUCAUUAUUCGGCAUUGCGGUACUUUGGUGCCAAUACACUUACAAAAUUGCAACGUAAUUUCGCUGCCCGAGUAUUCUAUAAUACUCAUAUAAGCUAUAAAGGACGAUUAUUAAAGUAUGGAGUAGUUGAAUAUGAAGAUUUGGAGCGUGAUUUAUUGGAUUGGCGUUGGCUUUAUCUCGCUGGGAGACUUCAUAAAGUUGUCGUUGAUAUAGUACCACCACCAAAGACUCUUGCUGCUGCCAUUCAUGAAAAUCGUAUUAGCGCUAUUGCUUUAUUAUUACUUCCUGGAACUUUUACCCUUGAGCAAUUUUUGACAAUGGUGGUUUCAUUAUCAUAUAAUGGUGAUUUUCGCAUGUUAUUUGGUGAAGAUAAGAAUAAAAUCAAAAAGAUCGUUGAUGGAAGUUCUCAAAAAUUAGCUGAAAUUUUUAUGCCCAUAUUAGAGAACGAUACACGUUUAACAAUUACGCGAACAUCUCUUUUUGAAUUAAUAAAGGACACAAAUAUGGCGGCAGUUUAUCAUCGAAUUCAGUUACUUCCAUGCGCUAUUCUUGAAAGGCUUCAAAAAGUUUGGAAUCAACGGGAUUCGAAACAGCGUGAUAUUGAAGAAGUAACUUUUUCGCUUGCAAGACGUCUGGAUGUCGCUCACCACAUUGAUGACGCAAUUUCAUCCAUUGUUGCGCCUUCAGCAAUACGUCAAACGGUAAAAAAUUUUCUUACAGCUGGUAUCACUCGAUCAUCAUUGUAUGCGUUGAGUAAAAUGCUUAAAAUGUUUAAAUCAUUGGCAUAA